Messenger RNA from Pestalotiopsis fici W106-1, 1626 nucleotides. RefSeq lists its product as uncharacterized. Gene Ontology annotation, molecular function: monooxygenase activity; heme binding; iron ion binding. The coding region runs from base 1 to 1626 and encodes 541 amino acids. The record is from RefSeq and is a predicted model, not a curated record. Lineage: Eukaryota; Fungi; Ascomycota; Sordariomycetes; Amphisphaeriales; Sporocadaceae. The transcript has 4 exons.
AUGAACGAAUAUAGCUUCACAUCGCUUGUUCUUCCAGGACUAGCCCUGCUGGGUAUUUUCUUGGCAACAUGGUUUCCUUGGCGGCGACGUGGUCUUGAAACAAUUCCCGGUCCAAAAGGUUUGCCUUUCAUAGGCAAUGCCCACCAAUUGACCAAACAUCCACAGCGCAAGUUCUUGGAAUGGGCUGAUGAAUACGGCGAAUUAUUCAAGGUGCAGAUGGGAUUGCAAAAUUGGGUAUUCCUCAACAGCCCUGCCGCUGUCAAGGAGAUCUUGGACAAACAAUCUGCAGUCACCUCGGGUCGCCCUGGAAUGCCAGUGGUAUCUGACCUGGUCUCGGGAGGGCAAAGAUUUCUGCUCAUGACAUAUACCCCAAGAUGGCGGAAACUUCGCGCCAUGGUCCACAAGCUUCUCACACCCAAAGCUUCCGAGAUAUUCAAACCGAGUCAGGAAUUUGAGACAAAACAGUUGCUUUUCGAUAUUCUCACCGGCAAUGCAGAUCAAGAAAGCUUCUAUCAGCACGUCCGACGCUACACUACCUCUAUUGUGAUGACGAGCACUUAUGGGCGGAGGGUGCCAGUAUGGGAUUGCGAAGAUGUUCACGAGAUAUACGGACUUAUGAAGGAGUUUUCGGAGAGUGCUGCACCUGGUAGAUACAUUGCCGAGCUCGUCCCUGCCCUGGCCAGCCUGCCGGUUUGGAUGCAAUGGUGGAGAGCCUCAGCAUUGCAAUCUUAUCGUCGACAGCGACAUAUCUGGAUGAAAUAUUGGAGCCGACUCCAGGUUCAAAUUGGUCAAGGAUGCGCCCCUGAGUGUUUUGGGAAGCAGUUUACUGAGAGUGGCUAUCAAAAGCAAGACAUUAGCGACGAGCAAGCCGCUUUCGUAGCUGGGACAAUGAUAGAGGCAGGAUCUGAAACUACAUCCUCUGCACUCAACACGGCCAUAAAAUACCUCAUCAAAUACCCAGAGGCUCAACUUCUUGCACACAAAGAACUUUCAUCGCAUAUAGGUGAUGGCAGGGUCCCAAAUUUUGGCGACGAAGAUUCUCUCCCGUAUAUUCGGGCAAUGGUCAAGGAGGUAUUACGAAUCCGUCCUGUCACAAAUAUCGGCUCGCCCCAUUAUACUACUGCAGACGUCGCGUAUAAAAACUAUAUCAUCCCAAAAGACACGGUCGUCACACUCUCGCAGUACUCGAUCCACUAUGACCCUCGGCGAUGGGAGAGACCCGAGGAGUUCAUCCCAGGGCGCUAUCUAGGACAUCCUCUUAAAGCCGGCGCGUAUGCUGCCUCGGCGGACGCAGAAGGGCGAGACCAUUUCGAUUUUGGUGCAGGCCGAAGGAUCUGUCCAGGAAUGCACCUCGCCGAGAACAGCCUGUUCAUUACCUUGGCCAGCAUCUUGUGGCUGUUUGAGAUCAAAGCCCCUGUUGAUGCAGAUGGGAACGAAGAAUUUGUGGAUGUGUCGGAUGACGCCUACGAAGACGGGGCAAACACCCUGCCAAAACCGUUCCGAGCAAGAUUUGUCCCCGUGAAUGCUCAGAGGGCCAUCACGUUGAUGGAAACUUGGGACCAAGCAAAAAGAGAUGGGUUCAUGUUGGGAAAUGUCAAAGUCGACGAAAAGGGCGUCGUUGUGUGA